This is a messenger RNA of Gymnodraco acuticeps, 3405 nucleotides long. RefSeq names its product metallophosphoesterase domain containing 2a (gene mpped2a). Bases 764 to 1633 code for a protein of 289 amino acids. Gene Ontology annotation, molecular function: hydrolase activity. The record is from RefSeq and is a predicted model, not a curated record. The transcript is spliced from 7 exons. NCBI's taxonomy places the organism in Eukaryota, Metazoa, Chordata, Actinopteri, Perciformes, Bathydraconidae.
CAAGAAGCAGUAGUACUUUUGUAUUUUGCAUUGGUAGAAAUGAUUACUGAGGUGAAGUGUGUGCAUGGUAUCUUUUAAUUAAAGUGAUUUUUGAAGGCCCAAGAAGAUCAGAGGAGAUCAAUUUCUUAUGCAGCAGCAACGAUAAAAUUGAUUGGAAAUAUCAUUUUAACUUUGCAAUGUAAAGAUAUUUUAUUUGCAAGAAUUGAGUUUAGCCUCCUUUUUGUUGGCAUAUAUAUUAUGACUUAAAUUCAUAGCACAUAUCAAAGAAAGUCUAGCUGACCCAGAAAACAUAAAUCUGUGCUUUCGUGAAAAUAGGAUUUUUUAAAUUUAAAUUGGGGUUUUGAUUGCUUUAAUAUAUUCAACAACUGGAGGUCACAGGCUUUUGUAUUCGUUUACUCGCCACUGCAUCAGAGGAUGUAAUGACCGACAAAUGAACUGCGGAGCUGCUGAUUACCUCUCAAAAAUAUACGUUUUUGAAUUGAGGGUAAUUUUUUUUUCUCUUUCGGGCUGCAUCGGUAGGUCUGGUAUAAAAAGCCUGUCAAGCCCACAGUGGCCACUUUACUGUCAGUCAGGGAGGUCAGGCAGGAGGGAAGCUCAGGGUUGCAGGAGACACAGCGAAGCGCGACUGCAGUGUGUCGUGGUCGGCUGGGUCGCUGCUGGGACACUUCCUGGGCUUUUUGAGCGGCCCUGAAGGAUGACUGCUGCACGGCUCGCUGCUGAAUCCCGGUGAACGAACGGCGUCUCAUGUCCAAACGGCGGAAGGAUGGCUCAUGGCAAAGUGACCAUCACGGUGGACGAGUACAGCUCCAACCCCACACAGGCCUUCACACACUACAACAUCAACCAGAGCCGCUUCCAACCUCCACAUGUCCACAUGGUGGACCCCAUUCCUUAUGACACUCCCAAGCCAACAGGACACACCAGGUUUGUGUGUGUGUCUGAUACACACUCGCGAACAGACGGCAUCCAGAUGCCCUACGGCGACGUGCUGCUGCACACGGGUGACUUCACCGAGCUGGGCCUGCCCUCCGAGGUUAAGAAGUUCAACGACUGGCUAGGUGGCCUCCCGUACGAGUUCAAGGUGGUGAUCGCCGGCAACCACGAGCUGACCUUUGAUAAGGACUUUAUGGCCGAGCUGGUCAAGCAGGAUUACUACCGAUUCCCCUCCGUAUCCAAACUCAAACCCGAGGACUUUGACGAUGUGCAGACGCUCCUCUCAAACUGUGUGUACCUGCACGACUCGGACGUCACCAUAAAGGGAUUCCGGAUAUACGGGGCGCCCUGGACUCCGUGGUUCAACGGCUGGGGGUUCAACUUGCCUCGGGGUCAGUCUCUGCUGGAUAAAUGGAACCUCGUCCCUGAAGGCAUUGACAUCCUGAUGACCCACGGACCUCCGCUCGGUUUCCGAGACUGGGUUCCUAAGGAGCUGCAGCGGGUCGGCUGUGUGGAGCUGCUCAACACGGUGCAGAAGAGGGUGCGGCCCAAACUUCAUGCCUUCGGAGGCAUACACGAAGGCUAUGGGAUCAUGACAGACGGCUUCACGACGUUCGUCAACUCAUCGACCUGCACCGUCAGCUUCCAGCCCACCAACCCCCCCAUCGUGUUCGAUCUGCCCAACCCCUCCAGCUCCUGAGACCAGAGGAGGGGGCGGGGAGGGGCCAGGGCACCAUAAACUCCUUUUUUUUCUAUAAAUAUGUCAAGUUAAAAAAAAAAAAUUCUAAGUGUUUCUUUGCAAACUUUUUGGUCUUCUCCAAGCUGUUGUUGAGAUUGAGAAGAUGUGGAGAUGUGGGGCGGGGGUUUGUCGGGGAGGGUCAAAGGAGAAUCCCGGUGUUUUUGUUUCCAAAUAACAAUACUUGUUUCCUGCGUCAGCGUGGUGGCAGAUAUCAGGGUUUGUUCUUCUCCAGAGGAACAACAACGUUAUUUAAUCUCAUUCAUUCUGAGAAUUGCAUCAUGCAAGUUAGCAUUUUUGGUAUCUCCGGGUUUCUUGUAAUCACUUCACAAAUACCAGUAAAAGUGACAACAUCAUCCAGGAAAUUAUCUGAGGAGAGCAAUGAUUUUAGGAAACAUUUUUCUCUGAUUAAGGUUUCAUAAAGUUAUUUUCUACAAAACAAGCUCAUUUUUUCACACAUUAUUUCUUUAACAAAUUAAUAUUUGUGUUGGGGGUUUUAACUCAAGUUUACGUUUCUGACAUAAGCUGUUAGAUUGUCACAAAAAAGUAAAUGUUAUAAUGACAGGCGAAUCAUGAGGGAUAUCAACAUGAUUGUCCCCUCCAUACCCUAGUACCAUCAUGUCUUUGUUAAUUUGGAAAAAUCAUAUUUAUAAAAAAAAAAAAAAAAAGUAGUGACAAAGUCUACAUGUAUGCAAUGUCAAAUAAAUUUGGUUGAAUUUGAAACAGAGCUGCAAGCAACACCGGUAUUCUCCUUUGCUGGGGGAUUUUGUGGUUAAACAAUCUUGCUCUUGAUAAAUAUUGGUCAGAUCUGUAAGAUAAAUGAUGCUUUGUGAAUUUGUACAAUUUCUUUGUUUGGUUUGCAUUGGCCGGACAAUGGAUGCCAUUGUUUUAUGUUGUAUCAUCUGAUAUUUUGUGUUUAGAUCUAUUUUUUUUCUCUCGUCAGUUCCUCUUUUCUUAUUGGCUGACAGGGACGCUGCCUUAAACUAGCUUUAAUGUUUCAGCUAGAGCCCCACUCUCUGCGAGCUCAGAGAAAAGUCCUUAUUUAUUACCCGCAAAACAACACCUGACCAACGCAGGGACAGAAAGCUAUCAAAUUACAGCCCUUAAAAUUAACUUUGUAACAUCCCAUUAUGGAUUUCUGAUCUAAUUUGGAAAAUGUAUGUAUAAAAUAUAUAUAUAAAUAUAUAUUAUAUAUUCAUGUUGUAAAACAUCUGUACUAAAAGUAGUGUUUGACAAAAAAAAAUGAAAAUCUGGUGCAUUUUCUUCUGUAUGCACCAGUAUAAUUGACUUGUUUCUUUAAUGCUCCCAUCAGACGCUCUUUCUUUAAUGUUUUUUGUAUGGACUCUGCCAGUAGGGUAGACUUUCAUUUUGGAUGAGAGAGGAACAUUUGUCAGUCACAAUCCAACAGGUGCUGGUUGCUCCCAACAACACGCCUGCCUAAACCUGGUAAAGCUGUCCUUUUAAAGUGUACAUCUGAUAGUAUUUGUGUUUUAUUGCUUUUCUUUUUUCUAAUUUUGCACUGUGUGUAAAUGCAAUCUUGCUAGCACAAAAAAAAUGUUGCCAAUAGUUGUCUCAACUUUGCCGCUGUAAAUGCUCUUCCCGUGCUCUGUUCCUCUCUCGCUCUUUCUCUGAUUGUAUCCCUCUUCAUGGAAAUGUUAGUUCUCUCUUUCAGUUCAUUGUGAUAUAUUUAGCUGCCUUUAUAUGCAAAUAAAAUUGCAAAGAUUUUUACUUAUCAA